Molecule: messenger RNA, 1782 nt
Organism: Saccharomyces mikatae IFO 1815
Lineage: Eukaryota; Fungi; Ascomycota; Saccharomycetes; Saccharomycetales; Saccharomycetaceae
Gene: TAT2
Product: aromatic amino acid transmembrane transporter TAT2
Exons: 1
Coding region: 1-1782 (593 amino acids)
Biological process (GO): amino acid transmembrane transport
Cellular component (GO): membrane
Molecular function (GO): amino acid transmembrane transporter activity; catalytic activity
Source: RefSeq, a predicted model, not a curated record
AUGACAGAAGACUUCAUUUCUUCUGUCAAGUAUUCGAAUGGGGAGGUCAAGGAGCGAAAGUCUAAAUCUGAGUUUGUAGAGUACAAAUCGAAGCAGUUAACAUCAUCUUCAUCACAUAACUCAAACUUAUCCCAUCAAGACGAUGAUGAUGGUGAGCACAGCAACAGAAACAUCUUCCAGAGAUGUGUAGAUUCUUUCAAACCUCCUUUGGACGGUUCGUUCGACACAAGCAAUUUGAAAAGAACUCUGAAGCCCAGGCAUUUAAUUAUGAUUGCCAUUGGGGGCAGUAUAGGUACUGGUUUAUUCGUUGGUAGUGGUAAAGCCAUUGCAGAAGGGGGCCCUUUAGGUGUCGUUUUAGGUUGGACUAUCGCAGGGUCUCAAAUUAUUGGGACCAUCCAUGGGCUAGGUGAGAUUACGGUUCGGUUUCCUGUCGUGGGAGCCUUUGCGAACUAUGGGACAAGAUUUUUGGAUCCGAGUAUAAGUUUCGUUGUUUCGACUAUAUAUGUGCUACAAUGGUUUUUUGUGCUGCCGUUAGAAAUUAUCGCAGCAGCUAUGACUGUGCAGUACUGGAACUCCUCGAUUGAUCCUGUGAUUUGGGUGGCAAUAUUUUAUGCUGUUAUAGUUUGCAUAAACUUAUUUGGCGCAAGAGGUUUUGGGGAGGCCGAGUUUGCAUUCUCGACCGUAAAAGCAAUAACAGUAUGUGGGUUCAUCAUAUUAAGCAUUGUUCUCAUUUGUGGUGGAGGACCGGAUCACGAGUUCAUCGGCGCCAAAUAUUGGCAUGACCCUGGUUGUUUGGCCAACGGAUUUCCGGGCGUCUUGGCUGUUCUGGUUGUUGCUUCGUAUUCCUUGGGUGGUAUAGAAAUGACGUGCUUAGCGUCCGGUGAAACGGAUCCUAAAGGCUUACCAGGUGCUAUCAAACAAGUGUUUUGGAGAAUUCUAUUUUUCUUUUUAGCAUCUUUGACCCUCGUGGGGUUCCUGGUUCCGUACACGAAUCAAAAUCUACUUGGCGGCUCAUCUGUAGACAACUCACCGUUUGUCAUUGCCAUGAAAUUGCACCAUAUCAAAGUCCUGCCUACCAUCGUCAAUGCUGUCAUUCUUAUCAGUGUUUUAAGUGUAGGGAAUUCCUGUAUCUUUGCUUCAAGUAGAACACUAUGUUCCAUGGCCCACCAAGGGCUCAUUCCAUGGUGGUUUGGCUAUAUCGACCGUGCCGGCAGACCACUGGUUGGAAUUAUGGCAAACUCACUAUUCGGAUUGCUAGCAUUUUUGGUCAAAUCUGGCUCAAUGGCAGAUGUUUUCAACUGGUUAAUGGCCAUUGCCGGCUUGGCCACUUGUAUCGUCUGGUUGAGUAUCAAUCUAUCACAUAUUAGAUUUAGAUUGGCAAUGAAGGCUCAAGGAAAAUCACUGGACGAAUUGGAGUUUGUUAGCGCCGUCGGGAUCUGGGGGUCAGCGUAUUCCGCAUUAAUCAAUUGCCUAAUUUUGAUAGCUCAAUUCUACUGCUCAUUAUGGCCCAUUGGUGGCUGGUCCAGUGGCAAAGAAAGGGCAAAAUUAUUUUUUCAGAACUACUUGUGUGCCCUGAUCAUGUUAUUUAUAUUCGUAGUCCACAAAAUUUAUUACAAGUGUCAAACAGGCAAAUGGUGGGGCGUUAAAUCGUUAAAGGACAUCGAUUUGGAGACGGACCGUAAAGACAUCGACAUCGAAAUAAUCAAGCAGGAAAUCAUGGAAAGAAAAAUGCACCUUGAUUCGCGUCCAUGGUAUGUGAGACAGUUCCAUUUCUGGUGUUAG